UGUUUUGUAGUUGUUUCAAGUUUAGUCAGUCUAGUUCAAGGAAAUGAUAUAAAUAUAUUCUUUAGUCUGUACUUGAAAAACCUGACCCCAGUGACAGAGCAUGCUACUUCUCUAUCUACUACACAAAGACUGAGUGCUUUUCUUACUUUUGGGGGGUCAGGCAGAGACUGAAGUAAUCUGGAUUUUUUGUUAUGGAAAGCUAGAAGUGAGUGGUAUUGAUAUAGAGGUCAUUGCAUUAACAAACCAGAACCAAUUUAUUUUUACUCCUCCAGCUCUUUUUGAAAUUGCUCACCACUCACAAUAAGCAGGUUCUGGCAUCUGGGUGUCUAUAGUGGCUUAUGAACUCAAUAGUCUGAAUAAGAUGACAAGGGAGAUUAAGGCAGUGUUCUGGUUUUUCACAUUUCUCUGGUUUUCUUGCCCUUCAAAUGGUUUGCUUUCUUCCAAAGGUGUAAACUUUGAAGUGCAAGCCUUAAUGGGCAUAAAAGCUUUUUUGGCUGACCCUCAUGGUGUUCUUGAUAAUUGGGAUGGUGAUGCUGUUGAUCCAUGCAGUUGGACAAUGGUUACCUGUUCUUCUGAAAGCUUGGUCAUUGGCCUGGGAACUCCAAGCCAAAAAUUAUCUGGCAUUCUUUCCCCCAGCAUUGGCAAUUUAACAAAUCUUCAGAUCAUACUCUUACAAAACAAUAACAUAACCGGUCCGAUUCCAGCAGAGCUGGGGAGGCUUAGAAAGCUGCACACUCUUGAUCUUUCUGAUAAUCACUUCACCGGAGAAAUUCCCUUUACUCUGAGCCAUUUAAAAAGUCUACAAUACCUGAGGCUCAAUAACAACACACUGUCUGGAAAAAUUCCAGGAUCAUUGGCCAAUAUGACUCAGCUUACCUUUGUAGAUUUAUCUUUCAACAACUUAAGUGCCCCUGUACCGAGAUUUCCUUCUAAAGAAUUCAACAUUUUUGGGAACCCUCUUAUAUGUGCAACUGGCGCGGAGCCUGAAUGCUAUGGAACAACACUUAUGCCCAUGUCUAUGCCUUUGAAUAGGACAGAAACUGCUGCAUAUAUGAGAAGAGCCAAAAGCCACAAGCUUUCCAUUGCCAUAGGCUCUAGCGUUGGUUGCAUCUCUUUCCUCAUCUUGGGACUUGGGCUGCUGUUGUGGUGGAGGCAAAGGCAUAAUCAGCAAAAUUUCUUUGAUGUUAAAGAUAGGCAUCAUGAGGAAGUUUCUCUUGGAAAUUUAAAGAGGUUUCCCCUGAGGGAACUUCAAAUUGCUACCAACAAUUUUAGCAAUAAAAACAUAUUGGGAAAAGGGGGUUUCGGAAAUGUUUACAAGGGUUAUCUUCAAGAUGGCACUCCUGUGGCCGUUAAAAGACUAAAAGAUGGCAGCACAGCUGGGGGAGAAAGACAAUUCCAAACAGAAGUUGAGAUGAUCAGUUUAGCUGUGCACCGAAACCUCCUUGGACUUCAUGGAUUUUGUAUGACUUCCACUGAGAAACUCCUUGUAUAUCCAUUCAUGUCAAAUGGAAGUGUUGCUUCGCGUCUCAAAGCAAAACCAGUUCUUGAUUGGGGAGUAAGGAAAAGGAUCGCUUUAGGAGCUGCGAGGGGAUUACUGUACCUCCAUGAGCAAUGUGAUCCCAAGAUCAUUCAUAGAGAUGUUAAAGCAGCCAAUAUAUUGCUUGAUGACUAUUGUGAGGCAGUUGUAGGAGAUUUCGGAUUAGCAAAGCUUUUGAAUCAUCAGGAUUCCCAUGUGACAACAGCAGUAAGGGGCACCGUGGGGCACAUAGCCCCUGAAUAUCUCUCCACUGGCCAGUCCUCUGAGAAGACAGAUGUUUUUGGAUUCGGAAUUCUACUCCUUGAGCUAUUAACAGGACACAGAGCUCUAGAAUUUGGCAAGGCAGCUAAUCAGAAAGGAGCCAUAUUAGACUGGGUAAAAAAGAUUCAUCAAGAAAAGAAGCUAGAUAUACUAGUUGACAAGGAUUUGAAGAACAAUUACGACUUAAUCGAGCUAGAAGAAAUAGUGCAAGUGGCUCUCUUGUGCACUCAGUACUUGCCAGGCCACAGGCCGAAAAUGUCUGAAGUGGUACGAAUGCUUGAAGGUGAUGGACUAGUAGAAAGAUGGGAAACAUCCCAGAAAGUGGACUCAAGCAAAUACAGAACACAAGAACUGUCCUCAUCGGAGCGAUUUUCGGACCUCACCGACGACUCGAUAGUGAUUAAUGUCCAGGCCAUUGAACUGUCUGGCCCUAGAUGAUUUGAGUCUGUUGUUGGUUCAGGAGUUUGCUGGGAAUGUAGAAUUGUGAGAGGAAAAUAUAGUUUAAAAAGUUAUAAGUGGCGGGAAAAGUCCUAAAAUGCCAAUCGUAAUUUUAUAUAGGUGCAGGCUUUGAUGGUAUCUGUUUAAUGUACAGAUUUGUAUUCCAGGAAUUGAAUUGAAUUAAAUUAAAUAGAGGUAAU
Messenger RNA from Daucus carota subsp. sativus, 2436 nucleotides. Its product is annotated as protein NSP-INTERACTING KINASE 1. NCBI's taxonomy places the organism in Eukaryota, Viridiplantae, Streptophyta, Magnoliopsida, Apiales, Apiaceae. The transcript is spliced from 11 exons. Gene Ontology annotation, biological process: protein phosphorylation. Gene Ontology annotation, molecular function: ATP binding; protein binding; protein kinase activity. The record is from RefSeq and is a predicted model, not a curated record. Bases 362 to 2236 code for a protein of 624 amino acids.